Molecule: messenger RNA, 1561 nt
Organism: Lycium barbarum (goji berry)
Lineage: Eukaryota; Viridiplantae; Streptophyta; Magnoliopsida; Solanales; Solanaceae
Exons: 3
Coding region: 244-1119 (291 amino acids)
Source: RefSeq, a predicted model, not a curated record
AAAGUUCUCACACAGAGGUUAGCCAAACAAAUUUCUACUACCUACCCUCCUAUCUGCCCGUUACACAAUUAGGACACCUUACAUGCAUUAAUACAUUCUUCCUCAAUUUCCCGAUCUUUAUCGCAUGUCUGGAACCUCGAGUCUCUGAUCCAGGUGGAACUCUACAUCAAAAAGAUAAUUCCUUUUUCGUCAUUGAAAAUUUUGCAUAAAAAUUUCAUUUCUUUAUUGCAGAAUUAAUUCUUGAUGGAAUUCUUUCAGAAAUCCAAAUCUGUUAGGCUCAAGAGCCACCAUGAGAAAUUCUUACAUGCUGAUCCUGAUCAAGAAACCGUAUACCAAGAUCGCAGUGGAUCUUCAAAAUCCGCAAAAUGGACUGUCGAAUUUCCUGAAGGAUUCGACAAUGUGAUCCGAUUAAAAAGCUGUUAUGGCAAAUACCUUACAGCCUCAGAUGAACAAUUUUUAUUUGGUGUAACAGGUCAAAAAGUUAUACAAAGUUUGCCAAGUAAAUUGGAUUCAUUAGUUGAAUGGGAACCAAUGAAAGAAGGAUCUGUAGUAAAGCUGAAAACUAGAUAUGGGAAUUAUUUAAGGGCAAAUAGUGGAUUACCACCUUGGAGAAAUUCAGUUACACAUGAUAUACCUCAUAGACAUCAAGAUUGGAUCUUAUGGGAAGUUGAUACUGUUGAGGAACUUCCAGAAUCGAACGAUGAAAGCAUUUCGAGAUCGGAAUCAGUGGGUGAUGAUUUGAGCUCAUCUUUUCAUCUUACAACUGCUAAAUUCUCCAGGACUCAGUCCUCGGUGAAGUCCGAAGGUAGGCUUAUCAAUUAUUAUGUGGCGGAUGAAAAUGGAAAUGUGAAUGAUUCAGUGGAAGGGCCUUCAUUUCAGUUCAAAGGGCAUGGAUUAGAGGAACUGACUCAAAAGUUGGAAGAAGAAACAGGGCUCGAGAAGAUUGUUGUUUGUUCUAGGAACAAAUUUAAUGGGAAUUUAUAUCCUCUCCGUUUAGCAUUACCUCCAAACAAUGCAACUAUGAAUGUUGUUGUAAUACCUGCAUCGUCUAAAGUGGCAAAAGAACUGAUGGCAGACGUUCCCACAUCCAAAUGGUCGGUGUUGAAGACUCUAUCGUGAAACAUUAUUCCUGUCAACUAGAAAGUAUAUUCUAAAUCUUCCCGAGAACCAGAGGCGGAUCAACGAUUCGAAGUUUAUGAGUUCAUAUAACGACCUCAAGUUAAUAUACAAUAAUAAAGGGUUCAUACCCAAAUAUUUAUAGAUAUUAGGUAGAUUUCUUGAUACAUAUACACGAUCUGGUCAAAAGUUAUUGGGUUCAUGUGAACCCUUAGACGUGUGCCUAGCAUUUCUUUCUUCUUUUGGUUGUAGUUAGAUUUUAAGUGAAUGUGGUGCAACCAAGACUUGGUAUUUUUGCAGAUUCCAGUUGGUAGCAUUAUUUAUUUGUUGAGAGUUGACAAAUGCAACUUUCUUCACCUGUGUAUUUUGGUUACUUGUCUUUUGGAGAUCAAGUUGUAAUAUUCAAUCUUUUCACUUGCAGUAAUUAUCCUUAUGAUUUCUGUUC